Messenger RNA from Staurois parvus, 332 nucleotides. NCBI's taxonomy places the organism in Eukaryota, Metazoa, Chordata, Amphibia, Anura, Ranidae. The record is from the annotation of a GenBank genome assembly.
AAAAUAAAAUAAAAUAAAUCAUUCAAUGAUGUCAUCUCUUUUUAACAAAAAUGAAUUAUGGAUGAUGAAUGGGGCUCUCUCUCUGACUAGUGUUUCCUGUUGUCAGGUGGUUCACCUGGGAUGGUCACAUGCCUCCUCUGCGAUUUCCAACCAGGGGCGGACUGACCAUUUGGAAACUCAGGCACUGCCCGAGGGCCCGGGGUCAGUAGGGGGCCCCAUGAGAUGCCCCUGGUACCUUUUUCAUAGGCUUUUUUGAGUUUGGGCAAAGACACAGGGGCCCCAUGAUCCCCUAUUGCCCGGGGGCCCCAUGAGUUGUCAGUCCGCCCCUGUUU